CGUGGUCCCAAAAGAGUGUGCUACGUGCUCUUUUAGUUUGUGGAAUGACAUUUAUUCAAAAUAUUGAAGCAUCAGCAACGGCAUUCAUUCACGGAAAAGGACCAUUAAAAAAAAGUGUACCAAUUUCUCACAAAGAACUACUUUUAUGCCCGCGCUCUAGAACCGCCUGCGGUCUUUUCGAUUAUUUCGCCAAGCACCUGAUUCAAUUUUAAUUAGGCAAUUGAAGCUCUAACAACAAGGAGUUUUCCAUUUUCUUGGUUAUUCAGAAAAUUUUAUCUUGACUUUUCUCAAUAGCUUUUGAUCAUUUUUAUAAAAAUUUCUCCAGAUUAUCUUACUCAAAAAUCUUCUUCUUACCUGAUUAGAAAACUCUCAGAUUCAAUUUGUUGGCUGAUUAAAACUUAACAAGUUUUUGUUAAAUAUUGAAGAAAAUCAAUAAAAAAAAGUGUUUGAGAGAUGACGAUGAGAAAUUUAUUGUUGUUUUUCCUCGCUUUUAUUAAUCCGAAUACAGUACUCGGGUCUAUGAGACCUCGUCCCAUGUACAAUAUCAGCGCAAUUAACCGAGAGCCGUUUCUUUUUGAUCUGGUUGACCUUGAAAACAGCACGCGACGAAUCGGCUACAUUCAGGAUUUAGUUGACGAGUUGCAAAAACGACUCAAAUUCGACUACAAUUUCUUAUUCGUCCCAGACGGACACUAUGGAAUACCAAAUGAUAACCAAAAUUGGAACGGAAUGAUUGGCGAGUUGCUUCUCGGUAAAGCUGAUUUCAUUGCAGCCGACUUAACUAUCAACGCCGCUCGUUCUGAAGUCGUAGAUUUCACACCGCCUUUCAUGCAAAUCGAUUGGGGAGUCGUUUACAAAAAACCAGCGGUAACUUCAAACUUCCUGGCAUAUAUGAUGCCAUUUUCGAACGCAGUUUGGUACACUAUAAUAGGCAGUCUAUUGGUAACUUCGAGUUCCUUGUAUACAUUCGCGCAUUUCAACUCACAGGAUACUCGGCUUUCGAGUGCCGCCGCUUGUUUGUACUUCGGACUUGCCUGUCUUUUUGCCCAGGGGCCUGAGACCUAUCCGAAGUCAAUAGCUUCAAGAAUGACCGCAAUUUCUUGGUGGUUUUUCUCGCUCAUGAUGCUAACUUUAUACACUGCAAGCAUGACUUCUAUGCUUACUGUGAACAAAUCCGCGUUGCCUAUUGAAAAAAUUGAAGACUUAAUCGAUUACGGGGAACUUCAUUACGCUAUUGAGCCCGGUCAGGCGACCCAGUGGGCUUUUCAAAGCACGAGCUACGAGCCAUUCCGAACAAUGUGGGGAGACAUGGAAAGCCGAGACACGGGGCUAUUCGGACCCGAAGACGGAAUGAGCCGAGUGCGUUCCCGAAGCGACUUCGCAUUUAUACGAGAAUCACCAUAUAUCGCUUACGACUUGACGUUCGCGCCGUGUGAUCUCGAAGUGGUGUACAGUUCGCAGAACCCGAACUCCGGUUCGGGUUACGGGUUUGCGUUUCCGAAGGGAUCUCAGAUCGCGAGAAAUUUUUCGACUGCUAUUUUGGAACUCAUAGAGGAAGGAGUGGUCGCUGAAAUACAUGCAAAAUGGUUCACGACUCGCAACCAGUGCUCGGAGGCAAAGAAACUGGCGAGUAAUGUCGACGAAAUAGGAAUCGUGGAGAUCAGAGGGAUUUUCAUCACGUUUCUGGGCGGACUCGCGAUUGCUUUCCUGUUCUUCGUGAUCAAAAUUGGACUGAAUUUUUACGAUAAGAAGUGUAUAAACCCUCCCGAGAAAUGAAAACAAUGGAAAAGAAGUAAUUUCGACCUUUUCGGGAACUUUUCAUCACAUUUUAGUUUUCAUAGUGGCAAAUAUAUUCAAAAGAGGAUAGAUGAUGAAUUAGUAAAAGACAAAAAUGUACUUAUAUCUAUAAUCUAUUGUUUUCCCCAAUU
Messenger RNA from Symsagittifera roscoffensis, 1928 nucleotides. RefSeq names its product glutamate receptor 1-like. The record is from RefSeq and is a predicted model, not a curated record. Gene Ontology annotation, cellular component: plasma membrane. The transcript is spliced from 2 exons. Lineage: Eukaryota; Metazoa; Xenacoelomorpha; Acoela; Convolutidae. Gene Ontology annotation, molecular function: ligand-gated monoatomic ion channel activity; signaling receptor activity. Bases 454 to 1776 code for a protein of 440 amino acids.